AUGGCCUGCUCCUCCCACCUGUCGGUAACCCGCAGCUUCUUCGCUGUCCGAGGGGAGAAGAACUCGCCGGCGAGCCCCCCGACGGUGUGCUGGCCGCGGGGGGACGCCCCCGGCACGGUGAGAGUCGCCUACCAGGGCAUCUCCGGCGCGUACAGCGAGUUCGCGGCGGGGAUGGCGUGCCCCGGCUGCGCCACCGUCGCGUGCCGCACGCUGGGCGACGCGGUCCGUGCCGUGAAGAGGGACGAGGCCGACCGUCUCGUCCUCCCCGUGGAGAGCACGACGGAGGCGUGCGCCGUGAGGAACUACGACCUCCUGCUGCAGAACGACCUCCACAUCGUGCGGGAGAUCCGGCUGUUCGUAGACUACUGCCUACUGGCGAUGCCCGGCGUAAGGAAGAGGGAGCUAAGGAAGGUGAUAAGCCAUCCCAGAGCGCUGGCGCACUGCGGGCAGGCUCUGAACCAGCUGGGGCUCCACCAGGAGGCCGUGGACGACACCGCCGGCGCCGGCCGGAUGCUCCUCUCCGGCGGUAUGCUCGACACGGCGGCCAUCGCGAGCCCGCGCGCCGCCGCGCUCUACGGCCUGGAGGUCCUGGUCCAGGGCCUGCAGGACGAAGCCUGGAACGUGACCAGAUUCCUCGUCCUCUCGAGAUACCCGGAGACUCCCAAGCGAACGGAGGGGGUCAAAACCAGCAUCGCCAUCGCCUACCGCGGCGGCGCACUGGCAGCGCUCAUGAAGGUCCUCUCCGCCUUCUCCCGGCGAGGCAUCAAUCUCACCAAGCUCGAGGUGAACAACCCCUCCCUCGACGGCGGCGAGCCCGUGCUGAUGCUGGACUUGAGCCGGCGAGGGGCCCUGAUGGCCUUCCCCCACGUUCUCUACGUGGACCUGGAGGGAUCCCUCGACGACCCCGAGGUCGAGGAAGCCAUGGCCGAGAUCUCCAGCUUCUCCGUCCUGGUUCGCACGCUUGGCUGCUACCCGGCAGAUCCUAACAUAUACGACCUCUGA
Spirodela intermedia is the source of this 1002-nucleotide messenger RNA. NCBI's taxonomy places the organism in Eukaryota, Viridiplantae, Streptophyta, Magnoliopsida, Alismatales, Araceae. The record is from the annotation of a GenBank genome assembly.